Messenger RNA from Coffea arabica (coffee), 520 nucleotides. The record is from RefSeq and is a predicted model, not a curated record. Lineage: Eukaryota; Viridiplantae; Streptophyta; Magnoliopsida; Gentianales; Rubiaceae.
UUUCUAUACUUGUUGAUGAGGCUCAAGAUAGAUCAAAAAGAGAGCAAAUGGCUAUUGUUCUUAGAUUUGUGGACAAGCAAGGCUAUAUUCGAGAGAGAUUUUUUGACAUUGUUCAUGUGCACGAAACCAAUUCCUUGACUUUGAAGAAGGAGAUAUGUGAUGUCCUUUCUCGCCAUAAUCUUACUGUGCAAAACAUUCGUGGCCAAGGAUAUGAUGGAGCUAGUAACAUGCGUGGAGAAUGGAAUGGACUGCAAGCAUUAUUUAUUCAGGAGUGCCCCUAUGCAUAUUAUAUUCACUGUUUUGCUCAUCGACUGCAAUUAACAUUGGUAGCAACAUCUCAAGAGCUACAACAGAGCGUGCAUUUUCUGCUAUGAAAAUCAUCAAGACUUGUUUGCGUUCUAGGAUGGAGGAAGACUUUCUUGCCAACUCUAUGAUAAUGUAUAUUGAGAAAGAAAUUGCUAGAACUUUUGAUGUAAAUUCAAUCAUUGAUGACUUUGAUAAAAUUAAAAGUCGUCGUGCA